GAUCCACUUCCUCCCCGGAAAACGCGGCCGGAAGGGGUGGGCUUUCCACCGGGACCAGGCGCUUCUGCCACCAUGGCUUUACGGGGAGUUGUUGGCGUUUUCUUCCUCUCUGCUGUCCCCCUUGUGUGUCUGGAGCUCCGGCGUGGCAUCCCGGAUAUAGGAAUCAAGGAUUUUCUUUUGCUUUGUGGCCGGAUUUUUUUACUGCUUGCUCUUCUUACUUUAAUUAUUUCUGUGACUACCUCGUGGCUUAACUCAUUUAAAUCUUCCCAACUUCAUGUGAAGGAAGAGGAAGAGAAGAAUGAGAAAAGACAAAAACUGGUGAGAAAAAAACAACAAGAGGCACAAGGAGAGAAGGUCAGCAGAUACAUAGAGAACGUUUUAAAACCUCACCAGGAAAUGAAGUUGAAAAAACUGGAGGAGCACUUUUAUCAGAUGACGGGCGAAGCCUGGAAAUUAAGCAGUGGUCACAAACUUGGGGGUGAUGAAAGUACAAGUCAGACAUGUUUUGAAACAUCAAACAGAGAAGCAGCAAAGAGCCAGAACUUGCCUAAACCUUUCACUGAAUUCUCAUUGCCUGCUGAACAGCCCACACGGAAGAAGAUUCCUGAUUUACCUGAAGAACCUUCUGGAACAGCGGAAGAGGUGGUUACUGUUGCUCUCCGAUGUCCCAGUGGGAGUGUCCUGAGGAGAAGGUUUUUGAAGUCCUGCAGCUCACAGGUCUUAUUUGACUGGAUGAUGAGAAUUGGGUACCAAACAUCUCUAUACAGCCUUUCUACUUCCUUUCCCAGACGGCCUCUGGCAGUGGAGGGAGGCCAGUCGCUGGAGGACAUUGGAAUAACCGUGGACACUGUACUCAUCCUGGAAGAGAAGGAGCAGAGCAACUAGGGAAGAAGAGAGCUCCCUGUUCUGCAUGAACUCAGCUGUGCCAUGACCUUCUGGCACAAUAAAGGUUUCAUGUUGAAAGUCACACUAUACCUCAAUUGAGCUCAGGGCAGUAAACACUUGAAUGCUGCUAUCUGUGGGAAUAGGAUUGGAAAAGGAUUGCUUUCUGCAUAUAAUAAUCUGUGGACUGUUCCAUUUUACAAUGUCCCAAAUGAGAAUGAGGUAAACAUGUGUACAGUUAGGUACUCAGUAAUUAAUAUUUUCCCAGCUGACAUUUCUCAGUGUGUUAGAAAACAAAGCUGUAGAACUUUGCUUUCUGCCUCUUCAAUCCAUCUUUCCACACAAUGAAUAUUUCAUGAUUUAGUCAGAUCCUUCAGAGUCUUAGCAGGAAUGUUUAUUCUGCUGUAUUUCUUUGAAAUUACAAACUUGAAAGAAGUUUCAAAGUUCUUGAAGGCUUUAAAGUUCUUUCUGAUGGGUAUGCAUUGCAGUUGACUGAACUCAUGUUUGCAAUUUAUAUAAUUUUUUCUUGUAUUAAUUGUAACAUUUAAAGUUGCAAGUGAAUCAGUAUUUUUAAAAAUAAAACUAUGAAAACAUUAAAAUAUAGGUGAAUUUUUAAAAA
This is a messenger RNA of Saimiri boliviensis boliviensis (Bolivian squirrel monkey), 1501 nucleotides long. It is a transcript of the gene UBXN8, whose product is annotated as UBX domain protein 8. Gene Ontology annotation, molecular function: ubiquitin binding. Lineage: Eukaryota; Metazoa; Chordata; Mammalia; Primates; Cebidae. The record is from RefSeq and is a predicted model, not a curated record. Gene Ontology annotation, biological process: ERAD pathway.